Bradysia coprophila is the source of this 3591-nucleotide messenger RNA. It is a transcript of the gene Sfmbt, whose product is annotated as Scm-related gene containing four mbt domains. The record is from RefSeq and is a predicted model, not a curated record. Gene Ontology annotation, cellular component: nucleus. Gene Ontology annotation, biological process: negative regulation of DNA-templated transcription. NCBI's taxonomy places the organism in Eukaryota, Metazoa, Arthropoda, Insecta, Diptera, Sciaridae. Gene Ontology annotation, molecular function: chromatin binding; zinc ion binding.
GAGUGACAUUGAAUUAGGCAACGUUGACCGUUCGUACAGUGUUUAUAAUUUAUUUUCGAUUGUCGGCCUUUUACGAUUCGAAAAAAUUUAAUUUUUUUUAUAAAAUUCACGAUCAAACGGAUGUAAAUCAACUGUUGAAAGUUUAAAGCCGCAACCGAUCUCAAAAUGGUUGAAUAAUUUUUGAGCCAAUUUGAACAUUGUAGAAACGAGUGUAAGAUGAAUCCAACUGACUACGGUAAUGGUAUGCUAUGGAUGGGUCAAUUCGCCCCAGAUCGAAUGAUAUUGGAAGACAAUUCUAUGCUAUCAGUCGGAAUGUCCGUCAUGGAUGAUAUAACGCCACAAACCCACUCGAUGGAAAUGAACCCGGGCAUUGUCAGCGAAUAUACUGCUGCCACAGCGCCCGGACCAAUUGCUAGAUUACCGCCCGAUAUUUUUCCGAUCACAUCACAGCAUCAGUUCACCCAACAGCAGCAGCAGCAGCACCAACAACAACAAACCGUACUGGAUGCGUACGGUGAUGUGGGUGAAGAUGAUGACAGUAUGCAACAGUACGAGGAGGAACAGGACAUGGACCAAGGACAAUAUACGCAAUUCGACAGUGAUCCGGAUAACAGUAACAACAGUUACACAAUACAGAAAUCCAUGUCAACACAAACCAGCAAAAAGAUAAAACCGGUCAAACGACCCGGAUUAGUUUUGAAAACGCCUAUCGCAUACCAACCAUGUUUAGAUCCUUCUGUUAUUCCAAUCCAAAGAGAUGGCAUGGCUGUAUGCGAAAGAUGUGGUGCCAUUGGUGUAAAACACUCAUUUUAUACGAAAGAACGUAGAUUUUGUAGUAUGGCGUGCGCCAGAAACGACAUAGACCAAACCUAUAACAAGCAACAGUUCGUGAAUUCACUGAAUGCAGACUAUAACAAUGGCAACAUGGAGGCCGGUGACGUUGACUUCGAAAAUCAAACAAACAAUUCACAAGUGCAAAGCUAUCGCUUUAAAAUGACGCCGCAGCCGAACGCCAACCAGGACGGCGUUCUAUACAAAGACAUAUUGCCACAAGAGGAGUUGCCACAAAUACCGAAAGGACAUCGGCUGCCAUCGCCGUGCCCUCAAGACGACAAAAUAUUGACGAUUCGACGAAAGCCAUCCGUAUUUUUCAACAGCCACGACUGGACGCCACAGUUGCAGGCCAAUCCAAAUUUUAAUGCCGCAGAUGUGACCUGCUUUCCGCAUGCUCCCGGCUAUGACAUGUGGUCGAACAUCGGCAUCGGCAUGAAAGUUGAAGUUGAAAAUACCGACUGUGAUAAUAAGGGUAUGCAGGGUCUUACACCGUAUUCCUUUUGGGUUGCAACUGUUUAUCGCAUCUGCGGCUACAAAGCGCUACUUCGUUACGAAGGUUAUGACGAUGACGAUUCACACGAUUUUUGGAUAAACUUGUGCUCAUCGGAAGUGCAUCCGGUGGGCUGGUGUGCGACGAGAGGCAAGCCAUUGAUACCGCCUCGAUCAAUCGAAACAAAGUACAGUGACUGGAAAGAUUUGUUGGUGCGUCACUUAUCCGGUGCCCGAACGCUUCCAUCGACAUUUUACAGCAAAAUCAGCGACAGUUUUGUGUCCAGAUUUCGUACGGGACUCAUUCUGGAAGUGGUCGACAAGAAUCGCAUUUCUCAAGUGAAAUUGGCGACCGUGCAACAAAUUGUCGGUAAACGUUUGUUCGUCACAUAUUUUGAUGCACCGCCGGAUGACAAUGGAUUUUGGUGCCAUGAAGAUUCGUCGCUCAUACAUCCGGUCGGCUGGGCCACACUGGUCGGACACAAUUUAUCCGCACCGGAUGAAUAUGUGGAACGAAUGAUUGCCGGUCGAGAGCAAGUCAUCGAUUCCUAUGAAGAAGACGCGGCAUUUGAACUGUUCAAAAUGAAUUUUGCCUUUGAAGAAUAUUACCUCGGUGGAAAAGUGUCCAGUUUCCGUGAGGGCAUGAAACUGGAAGCCAUUGAUCCACUAAAUCUGUCGUCAAUUUGUGUGGCCACGGUAAUGGCUGUCUUAAAGUAUGGUUACAUGAUGAUUCGCAUAGAUUCUUAUGAUCCGGAUGCCUCCGGAGCUGACUGGUUCUGUUACCACGAAAAAUCGCACUGCAUAUUUCCGCCCGGUUUCUGCGACGAAAACGGCAUAACAUUGACAUUGCCGCGGGGCUACGAAAAUGGCAACUUCAGUUGGAAGUCGUACUUGCAGCGAACAAACAGCGUAGCGGCUGGAAAACAUUUAUUCAACGUUGAAUUACCACCGAACAAUUUCACAGUUGGAAUGAAAUUGGAGUGUGCGGAUCUGAUGGAUCCGCGGUUGGUGUGUGUUGCAACCAUAGCAAAGGUGGUCGGUCGACUGUUAAAAGUUCAUUUCGACGGAUGGGAAGACGAAUACGAUCAGUGGCUGGACUGUGAAAGUCCGGACAUGUAUCCGGUUGGAUGGUGUGUCCUUGUCGGACACAAGCUCGAAGGACCGCGAAUUCUGCCGAAAGUACCAGCCCCACCGAAAAUAUCGCCGAGAACGAGGAAGCGACGGAAAAAGAAAGUCAAAAUGAACAACGGGGGUAAGACCACAAAUGCCAAUCUAACCACUCGGAAUACAACCAUUAAAAAAGACAAAGAAAUAUUCGAUCAGCAGCGCUUAUCAAUUAAAUCCUCAACAAAUUCGUCGACAGGUGGAUUGAAUUUAGGUGUCAAAGAUGAACUCGAAGAGUUUAGCGACGACUACGAAGACGAAUAUUCGUAUUCGCUAUCGGGACAAUCAACGCCAGUGCCACCAACACCCGAACCACCGACCAAAACGCCAACGCCCACAAUCACCGCAGAAAUGUUUUUAAAAUCACCGUCGCCGCACAGAGAAAAGAAAAUCGACAAAAACAUACCGCGCCUGAGUGAAUCUCCCGAUCUGACCGAUGUGGAUUGCGUGAAUUGGACGGCCGACGAUGUGGCGGAAUUUUUACGGGUCAACGAUUGUCCGGCCCAUGCGAAUGCGUUCAUCAACAAGGACAUAACCGGGGAAAAAAUGCUUAAACUGACAAAUAACGAUAUCAUCACAAUGAUAGGCCUGAAAGUGGGACCUGCUUUAAAGAUUUUCGAUUUAAUUCAACAGUUGCGAAGUAAAAUGCGGCCACACCAAUCUAGACAAAUAAAAGCGAAAUUUUUAUAAUAUUUUCCGCCCCCGUCUACCACCUCUUAAUUUGACUUUGCAUGGAUGAGUCGGAUGAUGAUGUGUUCAACAAAGAAAGUUAAAUGUGAAUCGGGUACAAGUUUUCCACACAAAACACACACAAACACAGACGAAAAAUGCGAAUCAUUAAACAUCCAACAACAAUGGAAAGUGCAGCUACAAAAUGUUGUAUGUGCUGUACACGAAUGGGAAAUCAAAAUAAUUUGUACUGAUUCCGGCGUUUGUGUUCGUUUAGAUCUAAUUAGAAUUUUGCCUAUAGACCCAGUUUUCGCAGGCCGAUUCGGUGUGGAACAUUUUACUUCAAACACGUAUUUUUAGCAAUUACAUUUUCAGAACGAACAGAAUUGUAAAUUUCUAUAUUUAAUAAAAACAAAUGAAAAAUAUGAAAGCAAA